GUCCUAAAGGCUGCACAAUUCAACACAUAUUUUUAUUUUAAACUAAAGGACUUAAGCCAAUAGUGUUGAUAGUUACAUUUAUUAUAUCUGAGUGAAAUAUUUUUGCAACACUGUUUUCUUUCCUAUUUUAUAAUAAAUGAUCUAAAUGUAAUAAUACACCGUUUUACCAUGGCUAUUAACUCAUUCACUGCCAGUGGUUUUCAAAGCAGUUCCCCAUAUUGCCAGCCAUCUUAGAGCAUUUUUACUGAUUUUUCAAGACUUUUGUGACAGUAUAAGCACCGAGUCUACCAAAGGAAAAAGUAGACCCUUUCUUUCAACAGACAAAAAAAAAAUGUUUUUCGCUUUUUCCAUUCUUCAGUAAUUAGCAGUAGAACAUGGGUUGGUCUCACCAAAACACCAGUUUCUGACUAAAAAGCAGAGAAAAUUAGCUUUAUGUGAAAAGAAACAUGUCAAGCAGAACAGUGACUGUGACGCUAAUAUUUUUUGCUUUUGUGACACCUCAAACUAUGAAACAUGCCCUGAGCGACACUGACUCACCGCAUGGCUCGAGUUGAACCCAUUGAGGGGUGUCGUCAUACUAAAACAGGCAGUAGACAAAAUGCAGAUGAACACAAACCAACUUACCUCAGUUCAUGCGGACCUGUGUCAGCUGUGCUUGUUAGCAAAGUGCUUCAAGCCGGCCCUGCCCUUCCUGGAGCUUGACAUGAUGGACAUCUGCAAGGAGAACGGAGCUUACGACGCAAAGCACUUUUUAUGUUACUACUACUAUGGUGGCAUGAUCUACAUGGGCCUCAAAAAUUUCGAUAGAGCACUGUAUUUUUAUGAACAGGCAAUAACCACUCCAGCCAUGGCAGUGAGCCACAUCAUGUUGGAAGCCUACAAGAAAUACAUCCUGGUCUCACUCAUUCUCCAUGGCAAAGUGCAACAGCUGCCCAAAUACACCUCACAAAUCGUAGGAAGGUUUAUCAAGCCCUUGAGCAAUGCCUACCACGAGCUGGCUCAGAUUUACACCACCAACAACCCGACCGAAUUGCGCAGCGUAGUCAACAAACACAGCGAGACGUUCACCCGAGACAACAACACGGGCCUGGUCAAACAGUGCCUCUCCUCCCUCUACAAAAAGAACAUCCAAAGGCUAACAAAGACUUUCCUGACACUGUCUUUGCAAGACAUGGCAAGUCGGGUGCAGCUUUCAGGGCCUCAGGAGGCAGAGAAAUACGUCUUACACAUGAUCGAAGAUGGUGAGAUUUAUGCUAGCAUUAACCAAAAGGAUGGCAUGGUGUGCUUCCACGACAACCCGGAAAAAUACAACAAUCCAGCAAUGCUACACAAAAUUGACCAAGAGAUGUUGAAAUGUAUAGAACUGGAUGAGAAACUAAAGUCAAUGGAUCAAGAAAUUACAGUAAACCCGCAAUUUGUGCAGAAGAGUAUGGGAACGCAGGAGGAUGAUGUUGGCAGCAAAACAUCAAGUUAUUCCUGAGGGGCCUCAGACUGCUGGAAAAUGCUGCAAGCCCCCCAACCCCCCCACCCCCCAAUACAUUCUUCCAUGGAUGCGUUGGAUGUUUUUUAAAAAGAGGAAAAAAAAAACAAAUAACAAAUAUUCUAUUGCAUAAGGACUUUGGUAAAGGAAAAUCUAAUUGUGUGGAAUGAUGUUGAAUUUGCUUACUCUUUCGUCACACUUUCUGAAGGAUAACAAAACGAUCUUUACAGAAAUGGAAAAAGAUUCUGAUUUUGUCAGUGUUUUAUUUAUCAAUGUUCAGGUUGGAGUGACACUGCUACGUUAUCACAAAACACAAUAAUAAAAACUGGAUUUGUUUGUUCCACGCAUUUGUGAAUAAUCUCACCGUUCUGCUGCAUGAUGGCUGUAACCAGAAGGUAUUACGAGGUAAUACAUUUAUGGCUCGCAAGGAAUAAAUUUGACUAUAAUCUACAUUUGUAACGACUACAAUGUUCGUUUCCCUCUGGCUUUUGGUUAGAAUGAAGAUGAUCACUAGCGAAUCUGUACACACAAGCAUGUCCUUCACCAAACCGGGUGCUAAGAGUCACAAUCUGGUGCACUGUAUUGUUUUCCUUUUUUUAAAUAGGUCAGAUCCACUAGAGGUCACUAUAGCACUGUACAGAAAAUCUUUUGACAGCUUGUUAUUUCAAGAGGCGAAGUCAACGGAUAUAACCAAACCGUCAUGUCAUUUGGUAUUGCAGUUGUGGAUCUGAAAUAAAUUGUUUAAGAAUUG
Molecule: messenger RNA, 2231 nt
Organism: Phyllopteryx taeniolatus (common seadragon)
Lineage: Eukaryota; Metazoa; Chordata; Actinopteri; Syngnathiformes; Syngnathidae
Gene: cops3
Product: COP9 signalosome subunit 3
Exons: 9
Coding region: 599-1480 (293 amino acids)
Biological process (GO): ubiquitin-dependent protein catabolic process
Cellular component (GO): COP9 signalosome
Source: RefSeq, a predicted model, not a curated record